This is a messenger RNA of Physcomitrium patens, 1135 nucleotides long. RefSeq names its product protein RALF-like 34. Lineage: Eukaryota; Viridiplantae; Streptophyta; Bryopsida; Funariales; Funariaceae. The record is from RefSeq and is a predicted model, not a curated record.
GCAUCCGUAUGUAUCAUGGAGCUCCAUCACGCAGCUCGCAGGGAGUGCAGACGACGAGCUCAUCCCCGGCUCACAACACCAUCAGCUACCCGGACUAUUCCUGCUGCUGCGAGUUGGGUUGUUGGAGUGUUGUUCAAACGUUGGUGCUUCGCUCUGUGGCUUGGAUCACCGCAAGCUGGGCUGCAGCUUAACAAGCAGAGGGGAGGUAGCUAUUAAAAAAAGCAGGAGGGGCUGCGGCGAUGGCGGUGUGGAGGAGCGUUCUCGUGGUUGCCCUCAUGGGUUUGCUUGUCAUGGGUAUCCAAGCUGAGCAGCAGCUUGGUUUCAGCCCCGGUGCAAUUUACCCCGAUGCUCAUCGUGUCCUUGCUGCGGCGCCAAACUACUACAUCAGCUAUGGGUCACUGAACGCCGACCGGGCGCCGUGCCCCGCCUCCUCCUCUGGCCGGAGCUACUACACCACCAAUUGCCAGUCGUCCGGGACCCCGCAGCCGUACGUCAGGAGUUGCUCCCAGAUCACUCGUUGUGCCCGCGGCUGAUCCAGGGUUUUCCGUGAAGCUUCGACUUCGCACUGUAUGUUGUUUCGGCUUUUGGGGUUUGGAUGAUUUAGAGGUUUUGAUAUUGAAGUGGCGCUGUUUGCGCGAUCGGUUUUGGAGCUCAAGAUGUCUAUGGUGGAGGAUGCUGUUCUUGCGUCCUUUUAUGCAGAGGAAAAACUGCAUGCCAUGGUGAGGGGCUGAAAGCACAAUGUAGCUUCCUCUUCCUGGUUACUUUAAUGAGUUCAGAGUUAUUCGCUUUGGUUAUGCUGUAGCUUAAUCUUGAGGUAAUGCGCCAUUGUGGGGUAGUUUCUUUGUAAUUUUCGACAGACGGGCGGAGGCGGAGAGGGAGUAGUCUCUACUAUUUGAGCUGAAGUCACUGUUUCUGCAUUGGAGCGCAUCUGUUUCAAUAAACUUGGCCACUGUUAGAGCUCAUGCCGGAGUCAUCUUAUAAGAAGUUCGAUUCCGAGUGUGACGUAGGUUUGGAACAGUAGCAUUUGGAACACGGAUUUAGUCCCGUUGAUAAGGCUUGGUAUUCUUCAUCACCUGUCUCGUCCGUUGUUUUCACACUUCAAGCAUAUUCUUCUUGCUUCACAGUUCAUAUUAAA